UCCUCGCCAAGUUAGAAGCCGAUGAGAUCCAUCUCGUCAGUUGCGCGGCGGACAGCGUUCAGUGUGUUGCGCUUCGCGAGUGAUGCACCUGCAUUAGGUGAUUGCUAACUUUAUUUCCUAUCUUCUCAAUCUAUCUAUCUAUCUAUCUCUAUCUAUCUAUCUUUAUCUCUGUUUAUUUUAAUUUAACGAUUAAUUUUAACUCGUCGAUAUACGAUGUGACUGUUUUCCGCGACAAGUUUAUUUUCAAAUUUGAAAAUAAUAUCAGAGAAAAGAUUAAUUGGAAAAUUUAUCGAGAUAAUAAAAAGUUGAUAAAAGAAUAAGAAGAAUAAGAAGAAGUAAGGAGAAAAUAAAAAUGUUUAUAAUGGUGUAUGUGAAAGAUUAUUUCGUUGGACCGUUAUUAAAUAGAAAAGAGGGACAAGAAUAAAGCUACGUUGGCAGCUUAGUAGUGUAGAAAAAAUAUAGUUUAUAAAAUAGAAAAGAAGAGGAAGAAGAAGAAGAAAGAAAAAAAAAGGGAAAAAAAGAGAAAAGAUAGAGAAAAAUCUCUAUUAUAAAAGAGUAGGUGGAUGAUGUGAUACUACUAACAAAGGGAGAAGAAGAACAAGAAGCAUAGGGAUCGUUCGUUAGUUCCGAUCGAGCAAGAACUCUUUUUAUCGUGUGUUUUUCUUCUUGUUAUUUUUUUUUUUUUCCUUCCGCGCGUGAUUUUACAACGACGACGCGCCGGUUGGGAAGCAAGCAGCGAAUGGAUCGGUUGCGGUGAGGAGGAGGAGGAGGAGGUGAAGGAGAAGGAGGAGGAGGAGGAGAAGAAGGAGGUGGAGGAGAUUGGUGACCCACGGGAGGAAUAGUAGCUAGCUAGCUAGCUAACUAGCACUCUCUCUUUUUCUCUUCUCCCGUUCAUUUUCUUUGAAUACUUGAGAUAGAAUAAGAGCGUAUAUAUACACACACACACGAGCAAGUGCGAUCCACCGGAAGUGUAAACAAUCUGAACGGUAGGCACUGGCACGCCUGGGCGCAUCUUGCCUCGCCUAGUAUCUCGUCCUCGUCGUUAUAGUAAUAAUAAUAGUAGUAGUAGUAGUAAAUAGUACCAGUUGGAAGUUAAGGUUGCGUCGUCGUGCACGGUGCAUGGGCGUUCGCGCGUUCACGAACGGAGGAGGAGGAAGAAGAAGAAGAAAAGAAGAGGAGGAGAGGAGAGCCUCGGCUCGAACAUGACUCGGUCGGCGAUCCUCGUCGUCGUCGUGUGAUGAGACGAGGAGUGCCCGGUGGAGAGGGCAGGGAGUACGACAUCGGUACCGACCUACGAGGAGGAGGAGGAGGAGGAGGAAGAAUAAGAAUAAGAAGUGGAGGAAGGGAAAGGGAUAAAAAGCGAAAGACGGAAAUAGUGGAGGAGAAGGGGUCGCUAAGAUGCGUCGAAGAACUCAGGGCUGCUACAAGCAGCAUUUCUACAAGAACAAUAAGAAGAAAAAUGACCACCCUUACUAUUAUCUCUUGCUGGUCAUAGUACUUUGCUGCCAGCGGUACAACCACGUGCUCGCCGUGACCAGCGAGCUGCCGCCUAGACUCGACAUUCCCGAGUAUUGUUCUUGGGAUUCAAGGCAGGACGGAACUCUUACUUGCAUUCAUCGCUAUCCAAGCAACGAUUCCUUCCGCACUAACUUUUCUCAAGCAACGAGCGAAUACGUGACCUCGGUUAACGUUAUAUGCGAGGACACCGAGCCCGAGUCGAUGUUCGAUCCCGCCCUCGAGGGCGGCGUCCUCAACGUCGACGGUCUUUUACAUUUAUGGCGACUACGUUCGUUAAAAUUAAUCGGUUGCAAGUUAACCCAUUGGCCGGCCAAGAUUCUCGGUGGUUUGAGAGAUUUAAGAAAUCUUACGGUGAGAACGUCGAUCGGACGAAAGACUAAAUAUAGUUUGGAAUUGGAAAGUGGGGCCUUCGAUUCAACACCGCAGAUCGAGAAGAUGGAUCUUUCGUCGAAUAAUAUUUGGCAAAUACCGGAAUAUCUGUUUUGUCCGUUGACGAAUCUUGUAACGCUCAAUGUCUCUUGGAAUACGUUGAAGGAUAUCGCUGAAUUGGGAUUUAGGGAUGUCAACGAGAGAUACUCGAACCGUCAACACGAAUCAACACCCACGCCAUUUCCUUGCUCCCUUGACAUGCAGUCAUUGGAUGCUUCGAACAAUCAAAUAUCCGUACUGCCAGCCUACGGUUUCUCCUCGCUGAAACGUCUAAGGAUUCUCAACCUGUCGAAUAACGCGAUCUCCAUGGUGGCAGACGAAGCGCUUCACGGAUUGAGAUCUCUCGAGACCUUCGAUCUGUCCGGCAACCGAAUAGUAGCUCUACCGACGGAUAUGUUCCGGGACGCUACCAAAUCCCUGAAGGAGUUGAGAUUGCAAAAUAAUUCUAUCAGCGCGCUAUCGCCGGGUCUCGUAGCCGAUAUGAAUCAGCUCGUUGCUCUGGACUUGUCGAGAAACGUAUUGACGAGUACCUGGCUCAAUUCGGCAACCUUCUCGGGCUUGAUUCGUUUGGUUCUCUUGAACCUUUCUCACAAUCGAAUCACCAGGCUCGAUCCGGAACUAUUCAAAGACCUUUACACGUUACAAAUCUUAAAUCUACAGCACAACGAAAUCGAAACGAUACCUGCCGAUACAUUUUCACCUAUGAGCAACCUUCACACCCUCGAACUCACGCACAAUCGGUUGACCUACUUGGACGCUUAUUCCCUCAACGGCUUAUAUGCUCUCUCACUUCUUGCAUUGGAUUCAAAUAUGCUCGAGGGAAUACAUCCUGACGCUUUCAGGAACUGUUCGAGCAUGCAGGAUCUUAAUCUCUCGGGUAACAACUUGGACAACGUGCCGGUCGCGGUAAAGGACAUGCGGAUGCUGAAGACCCUCGAUCUCGGUGAAAAUCAAAUUAGAAGUCUCAGUAAGCCUGGCUUCCGCGGUAUGUCGAGUCUCUACGGGUUGAGAAUGAUCGGGAACGAGAUCACGAAUGUCACGUGCGAGGAUCUUACGGAACUACCGGCCCUGCAAAUCCUAAAUUUGGCCAGAAAUAGAAUCGAGUUCGUUGAGGACGGCGUGUUCUCCGCGAAUCCAGCCUUACAAGCGAUACGACUCGACAGCAACUUAUUGCAGGACGUGUCCUCGAUUUUCGCGGGUGCGCCGGGUCUCCUGUGGCUUAACAUGUCCGACAACAUGAUCGCGAACUUCGACUACAAGUAUUUGCCGGAGAAAUUACAGUGGAUGGAUCUACAUAAGAAUUUUAUCUCGGACCUGGGAAUCGCGCCACCGGGUAUGAGACUGCAAACGCUCGACGUCUCCUUCAACCAACUUACGAGGAUAUAUUCGAGUUCCAUACCGGAUUCCAUCGAGUUGCUCUUCGUCAACGACAAUCUCAUACAUACGGUCGAGCCUCAGACCUUUUUCGGUAAGACCAAUUUGACCCGAGUCGAUCUCUAUGCGAAUCAAAUCGUCAAGAUGAAUCUCUCGGCUCUCCAAUUAACUCAAGUACCCGAAACCCGGCAACUUCCCGAAUUUUACAUCGGUGGUAAUCCGUUUAUAUGCGACUGCACGACCGAAUGGUUGCAGCGAAUCAAUACCUUGUCGUUGAGACAACAUCCCCGAGUGAUGGAUCUCGAGUCGGUUUAUUGCCGAUUACCGUACGAUCGUCGCAAGUCGUUCAUACCGUUGCUCGAGGCGAAACCUUCGCAAUUUCUCUGCACGUACAAGGCACAUUGCUUCGCGCUCUGUCAUUGUUGCGAUUUCGACGCUUGCGAUUGCGAGAUGACGUGCCCAACGAAUUGCACGUGCUACCACGAUCAGUCUUGGUCCGCGAACGUCGUAGAUUGUUCGAGCUCGGGUUACAAAACUCUACCCGGUCGAUUGCCAAUGGAUGCAACGGAAGUCUACCUCGAUGGUAACAACUUUGGCGAGUUAAAUUCCCACUCGUUCAUCGGCCGUAAGAAUCUCGAGAUAUUGUACGCGAACGACAGCAACAUAAUCGCGAUCCGUAACCACACGUUCAGCGGACUGAAGAGAUUGCUGGUGCUCCAUCUGGAAAACAACAAGAUAAGCGUGCUCAACGGCGUUGAAUUGAUGCCGUUGGAGAAUCUAAAGGAACUCUACCUGCAGAACAACCUUCUAACGUAUAUCGACAACGGUACGUUCCUGCCGUUACGUCAGUUGGAAGUCCUCAGAUUGGAAAGGAAUCGUCUCGGUACAUUUGCCCUGUGGCAACUCGGUCAGAAUCCCUAUCUCGUGGACGUAGGUUUAUCGAGCAAUCCCUGGAGCUGCGAGUGUUCUUAUUUGGAGCGUGCUCGCGAGUGGAUGUCACGGAAUCGCGAGAAGAUCGUCGACUGGCCGAGCGUUAGCUGUUCUCUCGGUAUACCGAUUACAUUGCCGGCGAACGGAUCGGCCGUAAAUUGCGCGGCAUUAACCGGCGGUGGGACUAACACGGCGAUCGAGACCCGACCGCUCGAGGCUUAUCUGCCCCUAUUACUGGCCAGCGCUUUGUUGAUCUUCGCCAUGGUGGCUUUAGUCUGCGGGGCUUUCAGACACCGGCGUACUCUGAGGACAUGGGCUGCCAGUAGAUGCGGACUACGUGCUUGUUACAAGACCGCGGCUUUCGAGGAUCAGGAGAAGCCCUUCGACGCGUAUAUCUCCUAUUCGGCGGUGGACGAGGCCUUCGUCUCGACGAUACUCGUGCCCGGUCUCGAGAGCUCUUAUCGAUUGUGCCUACACUAUCGAGAUCUCGGUGCUGGGAGCAACGUCGCCGAUGCCGUCGCCGAGGCAGCCGACUCCUCGCGGCGCACCAUUCUCGUAUUAUCGAAGAACUUUUUGCGCGGCGAGUGGGCGAGAUUCGAAUUCAAGGCGGCCCUGAGGGACGCCCUCAAAGGGAAGGGUCGCUCGGUGAUAUUACUCCUCGUGGGCGGUGUUUGCCAGCGCGAUCUCGACGCCGAUCUCAAAAAGAGAAUCUCCUCGCACACCGUCCUGGUAUGGGGAGACAAGAUGUUUUGGGAGAAGCUAAGGUUCGCCAUGCCGGACGUCUCUUUGCUUUCUGUUUUGGAGAGACCCCUGCCGUUACCGCCCCCGCCCCCGCCGCCGCCCCUACCACUGCCACACAUACUGCCCUCGGCGCACCAUCAAUGGACGUAGACCCGUCGCCGCCACCGUUGCCGCCACCGUUGCCGCCACCACCGUCGUCCUCCUUCUCUUAGAUGUGAAAUGUUGCCAGAAGUAUUAUCACAAUACUACCGUAUCCCGAGAGUAAUUGGAAAUCGCAGCAACGGGGAAAGGAGCUUCUGUGUCGCGUCGUUCCUCGCAUCAUCGAAUCCCAAGGUCCCAAGAUUUGCGAUCUAACUUAAAUUUUCCUAACUCUCUCUCUCUCUCUCUCUUUCUCUAUCUAUCUAUCUAUCUAUCUAUCUAUCUCUACUUAUUAUCAACAAAAAAUAUUUCUCUCACGACUAAUCCACAAUUAUAUUCCCCUAUUCCGAGAUAAGAUUUAAAAGAAAAAAAAAAAAUAAAGAGUAAAAAUAAGAAUAGAAAAAAAAAGUAAAAACAAAAAAAAACAACAUACACGGUGUGUCAAGCAAAGAAAAGAAAAGAAAAGGAAAAAAAAAAAGUAAACAACCACGUAAACUAAAGUUAAACGACUUAUUCGUAUUUUUUGAGAAUCGUGAUAUAGCUUCAGUAGUUGCGCAACAAAAAAAAAAAAAAAAGGUGUAAUUAGAGCGAAAAAGUAAAAAAGAAAAAGAAAAAGAAAAAAAAAAAAUUAAUAAAAAUAAAGCAUUAUACAAAUAAAUAAUAAAGUAAAAUAAAAUAAAUGCAAGCCCACGAUUGUAUCGCGAGGAGCAAUAAGCCCCGCGCGCUACCUUGCACCCUUGUAUUUGCAACGAAAAUAACAUUUUUCUCUCUCUCUCUCUCUCUCUCUUUCUACUUGAUGAACAUAGUUUAAUCAAUCGAUCGAUUAUUCAUUAUUACGUAAAACAAAAAGAAAAAAAAGUUAAUAAAUAAAUAAAAAACAGGUUCACUCUUCGACAAGUAAUGUGUAACGACUCGUUUAACAAAUAAAAAACUCGAAACGGUGAUUUAAUGUAAAUAGUACACGGUUUUGUAUAUUUGUAAUAUAGAUAGGGCAUUUUAUUAUAAACAAUAAAGUUAUUUAUAUAUAUUUUAAUCA
Molecule: messenger RNA, 6166 nt
Organism: Polistes canadensis
Lineage: Eukaryota; Metazoa; Arthropoda; Insecta; Hymenoptera; Vespidae
Gene: Toll-6
Product: slit homolog 1 protein
Exons: 3
Coding region: 1399-5142 (1247 amino acids)
Biological process (GO): signal transduction
Molecular function (GO): protein binding
Source: RefSeq, a predicted model, not a curated record